UGGAACUUGACAAGACACGUCUUUCGACUUAGAUAUCAUUGAUAGCAGAGAACUUCGAUGAUCUGGCAAUCAGCGGACGUUAACCAGAAUUUGUGGACGCUGGGCGAGCAUGCCUCGUGAGGUGGAGAUUUCCAACAUCGAGCGAAAUUUCAUCCUUGAAGCCCUUGAACACAAUGUCCGCGUUGACGGCCGGUCUCCUGAUCAAUUCAGAAGUCUGGAUCUGGAGUUUGGAGACGAGUACGGCACUGUAACACUUCGACUGGGCAGGACAAGAGUUUUUGUACAGAUAUCUGCAGAAGUCACAAAGCCACUUGAAGAUCGCAAGUUCGAGGGAUUGUUCACUAUCACCACCGAAUUGAAUCCUAUCGCUUCUCCAGCAUAUGAAGUCGGAAGACAAACCGAGCAAGAAGUGAUCCUGUCGCGCAUGCUUGAAAAGGCUAUUCGGAGGUCUCGGGCCAUUGAUACGGAAUCACUAUGCAUCAUCGCAGGGGCCAAGUGCUGGUCGAUAAGGGCGGAUGUUCACGUCCUUGACGCAGAUGGCGGAUUGAUUGAUGCUUCAUGUAUCGCGGUUGUUGCGGCUUUACGACAUUUUCGAAGACCCGACGUUUCUGUUGAUGGUGAGAAUGUCACCAUCUAUACAAUGGCAGAACGAGUGCCGGUACCGUUGAGUAUCAUGCAUAACCCGGUCUGUAUUACAUUCAGCUUCUAUCACGGCGGCGACGUUCUUCUGCUGGACGCCACACGGAGUGAAGAGCAGUGCCGUGAAGCCGAAAUGGUUCUCACGGUCAAUGACUUUGAGCUAUGUCAAGUGGCUAAGCUGGGAGGAAGUCCAAUCGAUGCAGUCCUUCUUCUCAAAUGUAUCAACACGGCGCUAGGCAAGGGAAGGGAGAUCAAUGGCGUUAUGGCGCAGAAGUUAGCUGAGGACGCCACGAAGAGAGAUGUUGGGGGGUUGAUUGCAGAAUUGAGAGCCGAGAAUGAGCGUUGACCUAGGUGUACCUUUUCUCAUAGUUGCAGAAAUUCGGGACACGGUCGACUGGCAGGUCGGGCGGUUCAGCAAGAGGACACAUAAUGCAUCUCGCAAGGGGAAGCACAUCGUAGAACUCCGUUGACUUCCUGAUGGCUCCUGGGGCGACAUCCCACAUUAUGAU
Exophiala xenobiotica is the source of this 1148-nucleotide messenger RNA. RefSeq lists its product as uncharacterized. Bases 110 to 985 code for a protein of 291 amino acids. The transcript has 3 exons. Gene Ontology annotation, biological process: nuclear polyadenylation-dependent mRNA catabolic process; TRAMP-dependent tRNA surveillance pathway; nuclear polyadenylation-dependent rRNA catabolic process. Gene Ontology annotation, cellular component: nuclear exosome (RNase complex); cytoplasmic exosome (RNase complex). NCBI's taxonomy places the organism in Eukaryota, Fungi, Ascomycota, Eurotiomycetes, Chaetothyriales, Herpotrichiellaceae. The record is from RefSeq and is a predicted model, not a curated record.